Molecule: messenger RNA, 1164 nt
Organism: Indicator indicator
Lineage: Eukaryota; Metazoa; Chordata; Aves; Piciformes; Indicatoridae
Product: cerebral cavernous malformations 2 protein-like
Exons: 8
Coding region: 1-1164 (387 amino acids)
Biological process (GO): vasculogenesis; heart development
Source: RefSeq, a predicted model, not a curated record
AUGGAGGAGGAGGGCAAGAAAGGCAAGAAGCCUGGAAUAGUGUCUCCUUUCAAGAGAGUCUUCCUGAAGGGGGAGAAAGGGAGGGAUAAAAAAGCCCAGGAGAAGGUGACGGAGCGGCGGCCGCUGCACACGGUGGUGGUGUCCCUGCCUGACCGCGUGGAGCCUGACGUGCUGCUCAAUGACUACAUCGAGAAGGAGGUCAAGUAUUUAGGUCAGCUCACAUCCAUCCCAGGGUACCUGAACCCCUCCAGCCGCACCGAAAUCCUGCAUUUGAUUGAUAAUGCCAAGAGAGCACACCAGCUCCCAGGGCAGCUGACCCAAGAGCAUGAUGCUGUCAUCAGUCUCUCUGCCUACAACAUCAAGCUGGUGUGGAGGGAUGGAGAAGAUCUCAUCCUCAGGGUCCCCAUCCACGACAUUGCCUCCGUUUCCUACAUCCGAGAUGAUUCCUCUCAUUUGGUUGUGCUGAAAACAGCUCAGGAUCCUGGGGUCUCCCCCAGCCAGAGCCUCUGUGCCGAGAGCUCCAAGGCGCUGUCGUCCGGCUCGCUGUCCGAGAGCGGGGUGGUUCCUCUGGAAGCUUGCUGCUUGGUGGUGCUGGCCACAGAGAACAAAGACUACGUGUCCAGUGUAGGCAGAAGUAUACCGGAAACCCCAACCAACAGAAACCCAUACCGGCAACGCAUCCCAGAGGCACCCCCCAGGUACACACUGUUCGGGGCUAACCGGCAAAAAGCCCCGGCAGGUCCUUUGGCUGUCCAUACCACCGCCGUACGCAUGGGCCAACGGGAGUUUUGUGUGGUGGGACGUCCCACCGCAUACCCCUGCAUCCCCCACCCCAAAUCCCACCUUUUCCCAUCUUCCUACCCCACAUCCCUGCAUCUCCCCGCCCUCAAAUCCCACAUUUCCCCCCCCAUUCCCACAUUUUCUCCCUCCCCCCGCGCCUCACCUGCCUCCUUUCCCUCCGGCAUUCCCGGUUGCUGUUCCGCGCCGCCCCCCCCGUGGCUCCGCAGCGCGGAUUCCCCGGACAUGGCCGCGGCUCGGGGCGGGGGGUCCGGGGAGUCCCCGCUGCCAGCCCCCGGCCCCUGCGCCUCGGGCUGGGCGCGGGCGGCUGCGCCGGGAGCGGCGGAGCAGCGGCUGGGCAGGGCUGGGCGGGGGCAGCGCGGCUGA